CAACCUAUAAAUACAACACAUUAAUACUUCAAUUUCCAACAAAAAAAUAACUUGUUCACACCAAGUUCCAAACCUCAAGAACAAAAAACACACAUUUCUAAGUAUGAGUCUGAAACCUCUAAACAUGUUACUCGUUCCAUUUCUUCUGCUUAUUCUCGCGGCUGAUUUUCCUUUGAAAGCAAAAGGAUCACUACUACCAUUCAUAGAUUCUCCCAACACUCUCUUAUCGGAUCUCUGGUCUGAUCGUUUCCCAGAUCCGUUUCGCGUCUUAGAACAAAUUCCCUAUGGAGUUGAGAAACACGAACCAUCCAUAACAUUGUCACAUGCUAGAGUAGACUGGAAGGAAACUCCAGAGGGACAUGUGAUAAUGGUGGACGUGCCUGGGUUGAAAAAAGAUGAUAUAAAGAUAGAAGUGGAAGAGAAUAGGGUGCUAAGAGUGAGUGGUGAGAGGAAGAAAGAAGAAGAUAAAAAAGGAGAUCAUUGGCACAGAGUUGAAAGAUCUUAUGGAAAGUUCUGGAGGCAGUUUAAAUUACCUCAAAAUGUUGAUUUGGAUUCUGUCAAAGCUAAAAUGGAAAACGGUGUUCUUACUUUAACUCUUCAUAAGUUGUCGCAUGAUAAGAUUAAAGGUCCUAGAAUGGUUAGUAUUGUGGAAGAGGAUGACAAACCAUCUAAGAUCGUCAAUGAUGAGUUGAAAUAAUUAUGUGAUUUGUACUCAUAAAAAUGAAAAAUGUUUUUUCAUUGUGUUAUUUGUGAAUAAAGGAAUGUUACCUAUGAUAUUGGUUGUUUGUUGUAUGUCAACUAAAGAGUGCUGUAAAGGCUUGUUAAUUUCAUAGUGAAUAACUUGUUGGCUUUUGUGUUUUUUUA
This is a messenger RNA of Lathyrus oleraceus (garden pea), 864 nucleotides long. The record is from RefSeq and is a predicted model, not a curated record. Lineage: Eukaryota; Viridiplantae; Streptophyta; Magnoliopsida; Fabales; Fabaceae.